GUAGACAUCUCCAACUUUACCUUCAUCUCUGCUCAUAUAUACAUGUGUGUGUGUGUAUAUAUAUAUAUGUAGUCCUGGUCCUGCAUACAGCUUCAUCAACCCCCAUCAAGAAUCAAUAGAAUCACUGCCUAUUUCCCUCACAAACACACACAGAAGACAUAUUUCUGAGCAAAAUGUUCAGCUCCUUGCGCUCUUUGGUCAAUGGAAAGGUGCCAUUCGACUCUAGGAAAACAAACAAGGUUGUGAUAUAUAGAGAUGAGUUGGAUACUAAGAAGCCAUCACAAAGCAAGCCAAAGAAAAAGGUAAGCUUUGAAACAAAACCAUUGGUUCAAAACCAAGUGGCAGGCGAAAAGAAUUUCGAUAUGAAGAACACCACUUUUGCUGCCGAUAAUGAGAAUAAAGCAGGUCUCAAGUUGAAGAUACUGAUGACCAAGGAAGAAGCUGCUCGGCUGCUUUCCAAAUGCAAAGAAGGAGGCGUUCUCGAAUACAAGGACGUGGCUAGUGAGCUCGUGCAAAUUCCAGUUAAUCGUGUUAGCUUGGUUUCUUCUGCUGCCAAUAAAUCAAGUCCUUGCUUACUUAAGAAGAGUACUGUUGAUAAAGAAGAGUAGAGCCACCAGCUAGCCUUGUCCUGUUGGUCAUGAUGACUCGUGAGGUUCUUGGAUACUCAAGUGAAGAGUUUUGAGCUCAGUAAUGGCUGCAUAAGUAAUACUGCAAUAGUAGUACGUUUUUUUUUUUUAUAAUUUCCCCUUUUUAAAGUAGUACUAGAAGUAUGUAAAAAGAGGCAGUUUUUGGUAAUAUAGGCUAUAGAAAUUAGUCUGAUUUCUUUGUUAGUUUAGGAAUCUGUAAAUAAAACUUCAUUUAGUCUACACGUUUCCUAUGAUUAUCAUA
Messenger RNA from Coffea eugenioides, 888 nucleotides. RefSeq lists its product as uncharacterized. The coding region runs from base 174 to 608 and encodes 144 amino acids. The transcript has a single exon. The record is from RefSeq and is a predicted model, not a curated record. NCBI's taxonomy places the organism in Eukaryota, Viridiplantae, Streptophyta, Magnoliopsida, Gentianales, Rubiaceae.